Molecule: messenger RNA, 972 nt
Organism: Enhydra lutris kenyoni (northern sea otter)
Lineage: Eukaryota; Metazoa; Chordata; Mammalia; Carnivora; Mustelidae
Product: proline-rich protein 36-like
Exons: 2
Coding region: 40-972 (310 amino acids)
Source: RefSeq, a predicted model, not a curated record
UGGGGCUUCGGCGCCCACGGCCUGAACCACCAGAUCCCCAUGUCUGCCACCCGCCAGAGCACCGCCGAUGGGGCCGCGCCAGCUUCCACCCCUGACGCAGGCCACCCCCGGGUACCGGUACAAAGACCUGCCUCGCUCUCAGGUCCCCCUCUAGCGUCGAUAUCUGAGUCCACCCCGCCCGCAGUGCUCGUCUGUUCCCGAGAAUCAGUACCAGGACGUCCUACAUCCACGACCUCUACCCAAGAAUUAGGGCAAGGGUUUGUCCUGCCCUUCUCGCCCGGCUUCCUCAGGUUACCGAUUCCAGAACCUCUUACACCCAAUAACACUCCCGAGGUGUCAGCACUCGGGCUCGCCCCGCCCUCAGUGAUCGGCUCUUCUUGGAGUUCGAUGCCUGGGCCUCCCGUACCCAAUAACUCCCCGCUACUGUCAUUGCAAGGAUCCUAUCAGUUCUCAGGACCCGGCUCUCCCCGACUGUCAGUAGACGCAUCUGUUGUGCUCUCGGAGUCCUCCCGAGUGUCGGUGCAAGGGUCGCCCCCGCCCUCAGUGCUCAGUACCCCCCGGAGUUCACUGCCGGGAUCUGGCCCGCUCUUGGACUCCUCUCGAGUGUCGGUGCAAGGGUCCGCCCCGCCCUCCAAGCUCAGCUCCCUCCCGGCUCCGCAGCAAGGAUCCGCCCAGCUCUCCGAGUCCACCCCGCCCUCAGUGCCCGGCUCCCCCCGGGAUUCGGUACAAGGACCUCUUACGCCCAGGAACACCCCCGGAGGGUCGGCACAAGGGUCCACCCAGCCCUCCGUGCCCGGCUCCCCCCGGGAUUCGUGCCAGGUGCCCCCCGAACAUCCGCGGAAGGAUCGGCUCCGCCCCCGGGCUCCACUGACAGAGCAGUGCAAGGGGCUGCUCCGCCCUCAGUGCCGGGCUCUGCCCGAGUGUCGGUGGAAGAAUCGGCUCCGCCCCCGGACUCCCCCCGAGAGUCGGUAG